Malaclemys terrapin pileata is the source of this 2329-nucleotide messenger RNA. It is a transcript of the gene TRUB2, whose product is annotated as TruB pseudouridine synthase family member 2. Gene Ontology annotation, biological process: pseudouridine synthesis; RNA processing. The record is from RefSeq and is a predicted model, not a curated record. Gene Ontology annotation, molecular function: RNA binding; pseudouridine synthase activity. Lineage: Eukaryota; Metazoa; Chordata; Testudines; Emydidae. The transcript is spliced from 8 exons. Bases 98 to 1120 code for a protein of 340 amino acids.
UCGACGCACCCAGUUGCCGGAAGCGCAUGGCGGCGCCCACUGGGGGAGCGGUGUAGUUGAUGAACCCGUACGGUGGCGGUUUCCUUCCGCCAUAGCCAUGGCUGCCGGGAGAGUGGCUAGGACCAGGCUAAACGGGCUCUUCGCUGUGUACAAACCCCCCGGGGUGACUUGGAUCAGGGUGCGGGACACUCUGGAGACCCUGCUCCUGAAAGAAUUGAACUCUCUGGAACAGCCAACUGUGCCGCAGCAAGUACGCUUCCUGCCAACCACUGUAGAAAGAAAUGCUGGGAAAGAGCUGACCCUCACUGUUACCCAGGUGCCUGUCCUGGCUGCCCAUCCACUAGUUAAAGGACCAGAGUUCACUCACUUGAAAAUCGGAGCAGGUCACCGUCUGGAUACAAAGUCAUCUGGAGUGUUUGUGCUUGGAGUGGGCCAUGGGAACAAGCUGCUCACUGAUAUGUACAAUGCCCAUCUUACUAGGGCUUAUACUGUUCGUGGACUGUUUGGCAAAGCCACAGAUGACUUCUCAGACACAGGCAGGCUAAUAGAGAAGACCACAUUUGAUCAUAUCACAGGGGACAAGCUGGAGCGGAUUCUUGCUGUCAUUCAGGGAACCAAUCAUAAAGCUCUGCUUACGUACUCUAACAUUGACCUGAAAACUCAAGAGGCCUACGAGCUGGCUGUUGAAGGUUUAAUUCGCCCAAUGGAAAAAACCCCUCCAUUAAUCACAGCAAUUCGAUGCCUCCAGUUUGCACCUCCAGAAUUCCAGCUAGAAAUCCAGUGUUUGCAUGAGACCCAGCAGUACCUCCGAAAGAUAGUUCACGAGAUUGGCUUGGAGCUGAAAUCAACUGCUGUGUGCACCCAGGUGCGGCGGAUACGGGAUGGCUUUUUCACACUAGACAAUGCUCUCCCGCGAACGCAUUGGAACCUGCAGAAUAUCCGGAAUUCAAUUAAAGACUCUAAGAUCAAAGUGAAAGUGGGGCUUCAGAGAAGCUUGAGCCACCAAGCUAGGAGUGGUAAAAGACAUACCGAUAUGGAUCAGGUUGCAGAGAGCGAACUGCACAGUACAGAGGGAACAUCUGCAAGCGAUCUGACUCAAAAUGAGAUAACCACAUGCUGACUGAAAGGUGGAGGGUAAUAGGAAGGAAAAAUGGUGGUUGCAAUCCACAACUAGCCGUUCCUUGGGGUGGUCCUUGAUUUUGUAAGGGUUGCUUGUGUUUUCAUUCAGGCAAGGCAUUUCUCCAUUGACAGGCAGAAUAAUUUUUGUAAGUAUUGCACAACGCUGCAGCAAAACUGUUGAUAUCUGAGAUGAGUGUACAUUUCCUUGCAAAGCCAAAACUGCUACUGACUUCAGUGGGAACAUCAGGUUGGGGAGGGAUGUAAGAGGGCCCUUAAAUUAGUUUAGAGAUGGGAAUACGACCAAUGGGUUGCAGGCUUUACUUCUUCUAUUCUCUUUAUGCGCCUUGUGACAGAGUGUGACCUAAGUGGUUCUUUUCCCAAUUUCAUAAUUUUUUUUUUUUUAUGACACUUUCUAUAGAUCAGCCCCAUUUUCAAAUACAUUAAAGGGGUAAAGAUUAAUUGUUCAAACCAAGAAAGGGUUCUGCCUAGGGGAAACUGCAAUGUAAGCAACGAAGACUAAAGUGGCGAAGUAAUACUAUUUCUCAUGCAGGGUAACUAAUAUCUGGAGUAGAUUAGUCAGAGAGCCAGUUGAAGCAGGAGGAGGGAGAGAGAGGCUUAUUAUAGAGGACUGGAGUAGGAUGUAAAAACAAGAAGUUGGAAUGGGGUGAAUUAAAAGCCAAGGUGGGGGAGGGAUAGCUCAGUGGUUUGAGCAUUGGCCUGCUAAACCCAGGGUUGUGAGUUCAGUCCUUGAGGGGGCCACUUAGGUAUCUGGGGCAAAAUCAGUACUUGGUCCUGCUAGUGAAGGCAGGGGGCUGGACUUGAUGACCUUUCAAGGUCCCUUCCAGUUCUAGGAGAUGGGAUAUCUCCAUUAAUUAAGGUAAUAUAUUUUAUGGUGAAAGAUGCUGUUAUUCGAUACUCAAAUUUAAGUCAACAGGGCCAAAAGCCCCUGCAUUUUGUUUGCAUGCAUCUAUAGUCCUCCAUCAUGUAUUUUUUCCUGCCCUUCAGCAAAAUUGUAUGUUACCUUUAAAGAGAAACAGCAAGGGAGUACAGCUUUAGAAUUCACUGAGAUUCCAUUAGUGCUCAUUUAAAGCUACAAAUGAUUAUUUUACAUAAACCAUGACAGGUACAUUAGCAAUCAGCUAAUGUAUUUCUAAAAUAUGUAGGGCUCAAAGUGUGACGCUAAUAUGUACUAAAGGAUUGCAAUCUAAGA